Linum tenue is the source of this 1233-nucleotide messenger RNA. The record is from the annotation of a GenBank genome assembly. Lineage: Eukaryota; Viridiplantae; Streptophyta; Magnoliopsida; Malpighiales; Linaceae.
CCGACGAUAUCCCAAGCCGAGCAGGACUAAACGCGUCUUCCCCAUUCUUCCCUGCUCACUCAGUCUUCCGCCCUCCUUUUCCUUUUCGAGUUCGGAAGCAGCAAUCGUAAAAGACACAAACUUGGCCUUUUCUCUUUCUUCUGGACAAUGGGCAGCUGAACUCUCCGUGGGUUAUUCGGACACAGGUUCGAGCGCGACAAUGUUCUUCCACAUCGUAUUGGAGAGGAACAUGCAGUUGCACCCUCGCCACUUCGGUCGCAACCUUCGCGAUAAUCUCGUAUCCAAGCUCAUGAAAGACGUUGAGGGAACUUGCAGUGGUAAACAUGGGUUCGUGGUAGCAAUAACAGGCAUAGAAAACGUUGGAAAAGGGUUGAUCAGAGAUGGUACAGGUUUUGUGACUUUUCCAGUAAAGUACCAGUGUGUUGUCUUCAGACCAUUUAAGGGCGAGAUCUUAGAAGCUGUUGUCACCAUGGUAAACAAGAUGGGAUUUUUCGCUGAAGCUGGUCCAGUGCAGAUCUUUGUUUCAAACCAUUUGAUACCUGAUGACAUGGAGUUUCAGUCUGGAGAUAUGCCAAACUAUACAACUUCUGAUGGAUCGAUUAAGAUCCAAAAGGAUAGUGAAGUGCGUUUAAAGAUUAUCGGGACUCGUGUUGAUGCUACAGAAAUCUUCUGCAUCGGUACGAUAAAGGAUGACUUCUUGGGCGUGAUCAACGAUCCUACGGCCUGAUAGGGAAAGCUGGGGCGUGGUAGUUGUAGAUCUGAGCUUUGUUUCUUAUAGUUGUAUGAGCACCAGGCUUCUGAUGCAGACCAUCGAGCAUGGUGGCACCCGCCUGUACUUCUUGUCUUGAGCAAGCUCUGUAAUUUAUCGUGGGAAAGUAGUUCUAUGUGCUUGCAGGGAAUGAACUUUAUCUAUGUGUUGACAAAGCCUGUUAUUUGUUCAACUCACCUCAGCGACCAUUAGAAAGGCUUUGUCCAUGUUGGAUGGUUCUUGAGAGUUAUUUUAAGGCCCAAGAUUUUCGACUGGGGUCGAGUUUUUGGCUUUACCUAUGUAUUAGUUUGAGCUGCAUAAUUGUUGCAGUAGCUUGUAGAGGAAGUUGGAUAAUUGAGGUUAGGGGUUGUUUGUCGAUGUGUACACUUAAUGGUGAAUCAGAGUGUUGUAACUGUUAUCAUAUUUAAAAGGGUAUUCAGUUGUCUCACUCCCAGAUUGUAUAGAGAUCCCAAGAUCCAAUAUCU